Molecule: messenger RNA, 684 nt
Organism: Ricinus communis (castor bean)
Lineage: Eukaryota; Viridiplantae; Streptophyta; Magnoliopsida; Malpighiales; Euphorbiaceae
Product: UPF0098 protein CPn_0877/CP_0992/CPj0877/CpB0906
Exons: 2
Coding region: 69-566 (165 amino acids)
Source: RefSeq, a predicted model, not a curated record
GUUAGCACCCGACAUAGAACUAAGACAUAAUUUCAUCAUAUCCACUCAACAGAACUACUUUUGUGGCAAUGGCAGGUGAGUUCAGGUUGGUUUCACCUGAAAUAGACCAAGAAGGAAAGCUGCCAAGGAAGUAUACAGAUGAAGGUCAAGGAGCACGCAGGAAUUUAUCUCCACCAUUGGAAUGGUAUAAUGUGCCUGAAGGAACCAAGAGCCUGGCCUUGGUGGUUCAGGACAUUGAUGCACCUGACCCUGGCGGUCCUAUUGUUCCAUGGACCGUUUGGGUUGUGGUUAAUAUACCACCCACAAUUAAUAGGCUUCCUGAAGGGUUUUCAGGUAAAGAAGAGAAAGUUGGUGAUGAAUAUGCAGGGAUCAGGGAAGGUAAUAAUGACCUGAAAGUUCCUGGCUGGCGUGGACCUAAGCUUCCCAGUCAUGGCCAUCGGUUUGAGUUCAAGCUCUUUGCUUUGGACGAUGAAAUCGAGCUUGGAAACAGGGUGACCAAAGAGAGGCUGCUGGAGGAAAUCCAAGGGCAUGUGCUGGGAGAAGCAGUCCUGAUAGCCAAGUUCUGAAGAGUUAAUUAACGUUUGGUUCAAGUGGAAAUAUGAAUACAUUUCUUCUGGCUUUUCAAUGUAAAUUGCAGUCUUCAGAUGUGGCAUUAAUGACUCGACGUUAUCAUUUUCUGAUAAA